Molecule: messenger RNA, 849 nt
Organism: Umbelopsis ramanniana AG
Lineage: Eukaryota; Fungi; Mucoromycota; Umbelopsidomycetes; Umbelopsidales; Umbelopsidaceae
Exons: 3
Coding region: 52-630 (192 amino acids)
Source: RefSeq, a predicted model, not a curated record
GUUCCGAUUAUCUUUGCUUCUACACCUUCUCUUCUUCUCGUUCCAUUCAGUAUGAAGUUCACUGCUGCUACCUCAGUUGCUCUCGUUGCCCUUAUUGCUGCUGCUCAAGCACAAAACUCAUGUACCUGUGAUCCUUCCGACUACUCCUGCCUUGCCGACUGUGUCAAGAAUACCAGUAGCUGUAUCACUGACUGCUCAGAUAACUCCUGCUAUCAAAACUGUAUUCAAAACAAUUGGCCAGGUCAGACCAGUUCUGCUUCUGCUAGUACCGAUGCUUCAACUAGCACCGACGCUUCUACUAGCACCGAUGCAUCUUCUAGCAUGGCUACUGCCACUGCAACCGAAUCCGCCGUUACUGAAUCUCUUUUGGCCACUGCUAGCUCUGCCGGUCCUAGCGCCGCAUCCGCUUUGGCCACUGCUUCCAGCCAAUUCUUGUCAGCUUCUUCCAGCUUGAAGAGCAUGAUGACUUCGGGAUUGGCAUCGGCUAGUAAGUCUUUGCAAAGUGCUGCAUCCAGUGCUACUGUCCCACCAUCUGCUUCCGCUACCCAUUCUGGCGCUGAUGAUCUUCAGAUCCAAAAGGCUGCUGUGGCUGCUAUCGCUCUUGUUGCCGCCGCUGCUGUCUACUUCUAAGACCCUACCUCCACCAUAAUCUGUGCUCGAGCACCCUUCAUCCCCAAUACAUUUAACACCUGGCUUUUUUUUUAAAAAAAAAUUCCGCUUGUCUCUACAUGAAUUUAUUUUCAAUCCAUUGUGUGAGUGAGAAGGAUAAACAAUAACAACAACAAAAAGUCAAUACAAUACAUGGCAAGCAUAUGUAAGCAAAUAAAUUUUACUUCGUUUCACUACGUC